This is a messenger RNA of Camponotus floridanus (Florida carpenter ant), 3731 nucleotides long. RefSeq names its product probable phosphorylase b kinase regulatory subunit alpha. The transcript is spliced from 15 exons. Gene Ontology annotation, cellular component: phosphorylase kinase complex. The coding region runs from base 135 to 3731 and encodes 1198 amino acids. The record is from RefSeq and is a predicted model, not a curated record. NCBI's taxonomy places the organism in Eukaryota, Metazoa, Arthropoda, Insecta, Hymenoptera, Formicidae. Gene Ontology annotation, molecular function: calmodulin binding. Gene Ontology annotation, biological process: glycogen metabolic process.
CAUGACUUUUUUAAUAAGUCGCGAUGGCGAACGUCCGAGUCUGCAGUGAUUAUUUAUAUUAAUAAAAUCUAUUCUUUGUCAUUUUUUUUUCAUCUGAUCAGCUGAUUCACUAGAGAACGUAGAAAAAACGCAAAAUGCGUAGCAGAAGCAACUCUGGUGUCCGUUUGGACUAUUACCAAAGGAUUGUUCACAAAAUAAUCAUGAAUUAUCAGAAUCCUGUCACUGGGCUCUUUCCUGCAAGUCCUGAUAAUGAUCAUGCUUGGAUACGUGACAAUAUUUACUGCAUACUUGCUGUGUGGGGUCUGUCAAUGGCGUACAAGAAGAUAGCGGAUGCUGAUGAAGACAGAGCAAAGACUUAUGAACUGGAACAAAGCUGCGUGAAGCUAAUGAGAGGUCUAUUGAUGGCAAUGAUGCAACAAAAGGAAAAAGUGGAAAAGUUUAAAUCUAGUCAAAAUCCACAUGAUGCCUUACAUGCAAAGUAUAGCUCUGUCAAUGGUCAAACAGUAGUUGGAGAUACUGAAUGGGGACAUAUUCAAAUUGAUGCAAUUUCUCUAUAUCUGUUAAUUUUGGCCCAAAUGACAGCUUCUGGUUUACAGAUUGUUUUCAACUUGGAUGAGGUGGCUUUCAUUCAAAACUUGGUUUUUUAUAUUGAAUCUGCUUACUGUACACCCGAUUAUGGAAUUUGGGAGAGGGGAGAUAAAACUAAUCACGGCUUGCCAGAACUAAACGCAAGCAGUAUUGGUAUGGCUAAAGCUGCAAUGGAAGCAAUGAACGAAUUGGAUUUGUUUGGCGCGAGAGGUGGACCUACGUCAGUUAUUCAUGUUCUGGCUGAUGAGGCACAAAAGUGUCAAGCAGUGUUACAAUCCAUGUUACCCAGAGAAUCAAAUUCCAAGGAAUUGGACAGUGGUUUAUUGUCAAUUAUAAGUUUUCCUGCGUUUGCAGUAGAUGAAUCUAAUUUAAUUCACGAGACACGAGACGCCAUCACUAAAAAAUUACAAGGACGAUACGGUUGUAAAAGAUUUCUAAGGGAUGGAUAUAAAACACCAAAAGAGGAUGCAAAUAGAUUAUAUUAUGAACCAUGGGAACUUCGGAUGUUUGAGAAUAUUGAAUGCGAGUGGCCAUUGUUCUUCUGUUAUUUAAUAUUGGACUAUUGUUUCCAAGGCAAUAAAGAAGCAGUUGAGAUGUACACCAAGCAAUUAGAGGAAGUAAUGAUUAAAACAGAUGAUGGUAUGAAAUUAGUGCCAGAAUUAUAUUCUGUUGCAUCUAAGGAUGUAUCGGCGGAGUAUGCCGAACCUGGUAGUCAAAGUCGAAUAGCUUUGGGCAGAUGCCCAUUUAUGUGGGCGCAAUCUCUUUAUAUUUUAGGAAAGUUAUUGCAAGAAGGAUUUCUAGCAGUUGGAGAGUUGGAUCCAUUAAACAGGCGACUGUGCAGUGAAAAAAAGCCGGAUGUAGUGGUGCAAGUAGUUAUCUUGGCAGAAGACACAGAAAUUAGGGAAAAAAUUGCACAGCAUGAUAUUCAUGUGCAAACGAUUGCAGAAGUUGCGCCGAUCGAAGUACAGCCUGCAAAAGUGCUCAGUCAUUUAUACACAUAUUUAGGACGUAACAAGAAAUUAGGCUUAUCUGGACGUAAAUCAAGAGAUGUAGGAAUCCUCAGCACUAGUAAACUGUAUUCCUUGCACGACAAGAUAUUUGCAUUCACGCCUCAGUUGACAGAUAUGACCCGCUUCUACAUCGCAUCGGACUAUGAGCUCAUGAUUGACAUAUUCAAAGGUGAAAUUAAUUUCUUGAAGUCUAGUUGGCAGAAUAUGUUGGGCCGGCCUCUCGUGGUCAUGCCCCUCAAGAAUAUUCAUCUAGACCAAGGUAAAAUACCAUUAGCCAUGAUAACUACCAUGAAGAAGCUCAAGAGCGGCUACAUUAAUGGUACAAGAGUAUCAUUAGGAAAUUUAAAUGAUUUCUUAAGCACGUCAUGUAUCACGAAUCUUAGUUUUUUGGGGAGUUCUGAGGACGGUCGCCCUGAUAAAUUAAAUCCUCAGAUUCAACAAUAUUUGGAGGAACAUCUAAUGCGGCCAUUCCCUCAUCGUACAGGACUUCUCAAUAAACCUGGACCAAUUCGUACAGGAAAAAAUCUGCGGCGUAAAAUGUCGGUGAAAGGCGCGAUAAAAAAGACACGAUCCAUAGCCGUCGAACCUGAAAUUCUUGGGAUGGCAGGGGAAGAUCGUAGACAUUCUACCGUUUUAACAACAAAUCCAUUUAUUGAAGUGACAGAUACCACAUUGUCUCUCAAUUCCACUCAACCGAUGACGGUUGAACGUACACCAUCGCCAACGGAUGAGCUGUUAUCGUGGAGAAAUUCUUCUAAAACUAAACAUAAAACAACAUCCGAAACUCAGUAUGCUGAAACCGAGGUGGAGGAAUUGCUAUCUAUGCUUCGCGAAACAGAAAGUCUCGAAGAGCAAGGAGAUAUCUUGCAAUAUCUUGUAGACUCAAAAGGAUUAUACUUUGAUACGGGUGUAAAGGAAGAAGGACAUCCCGUUUUGGUGAAGGAUCUAUUGAAAAGUCUUUAUGAAAAAGUAUGUCAACAGAAAAUGUGGGGUAUUGUACGACACAGCGCUGGAAUGUUAGGUAAAAGGGUGGAGGAUUUAGCGAAGGCAGUUACUGAUUUACUAGUGCGUCAAAAGCAAGUCACUGUUGGCAUGCCGCCGAGCAAUGAGCAUACUAUUGUCGCACCUUUGCCAGAGAACGAGCUACGAGCUUUGAUUCAUCAAGCAUACGGUGACGACGAAUCAACCGCCAUGCUGACGGAAGAAUUGCUCGUUUAUUUAGCGAUGUUUAUCAGAACGGAGCCGCAAUUAUUUCACGAGAUGUUGAGGUUGCGAGUCGGCCUGAUCAUCCAAGUUAUGGCAACGGAACUAUCACGAACGUUAAUCUGUACGGGUGAAGAAGCUUCCGAACACUUACUAAAUUUGUCUCCUUUUGAGAUGAAAAACUUAUUACAUCAUAUUAUGAGUGGGAAAGAAUUUGCUAUUAGUAGUGUUGGCCGGGGCAACUUUUCUGUCAUCAGUUGCAAAUCGAGUAGAGUCAGUAAGAAAUCUCAAAUUGGUGGUUUCUUAAGUGCUGAACAAAAUGCUGAUAGUACCGAAGCAGAAGCCGACCGACAAGGUCAAUGGUUACGAAGGCGACGAUUAGAUGGUGCAUUGAACAGAGUACCAAGAGAUUUCUAUCCGCGUGUAUGGCAAGUACUUGAAAAAUGUAACGGUUUAGCAAUUGAGGGAAGAAUGCUGCCACAGAAUCUCACACAAGAAAUGACAUCAGGAGAGUUGAAAUUUGCUUUGGCUGUAGAAACUGUACUGAAUACUAUACCACAACCAGAAUAUCGUCAACUUGUUGUUGAGGCUCUAAUGGUGCUGACAUUAGUAACCGAAUACAAUGUUGUGCCAUCUUUAGGUGGUCUAAUCGAGGUUGAAAAUUUAGUCCAUAAAGCAAAUGCUAUUUUCUUGGAAGAUCAGAUGGCUAUUGAUGGUGAUGCAACAUUGUGUUGUGCAAAACCAAAGGAACAACGUGAAAUGACAGCUAUGGGGACACUCCUUUGUGGUGGAGCAGCAUAUAUUUGUCAACACUUUUAUGAUAGUGCUCCUAGUGGAAGUUAUGGAACAAUGACGUACAUCACGAGAGCUAUUGCUAUGAUGCUUGAUUGUUUGCCAAAAGAUGGUGAUUUAGAAUGUUCAAUAUCGUAG